Spea bombifrons (plains spadefoot toad) is the source of this 7351-nucleotide messenger RNA. It is a transcript of the gene PAPPA, whose product is annotated as pappalysin 1. The coding region runs from base 789 to 5666 and encodes 1625 amino acids. The transcript is spliced from 22 exons. Lineage: Eukaryota; Metazoa; Chordata; Amphibia; Anura; Pelobatidae. Gene Ontology annotation, molecular function: metallopeptidase activity. The record is from RefSeq and is a predicted model, not a curated record.
AUAAAACUAGGGAAAGAAUGUUAUUUGCAAAAAAAGGCAGAGAGAGAAUCAAGUUUCAAGACUCUUAUGGAAUCUGAGAGAGAAGGACUGAGAUUUUUCUACAGAACGUUCAGAGGUGCAGUUGCGUUUCCUUUUAGCCAGAAGGGGGUAAAGCAGAACUAGAAAUGUAUGUUGUGCACGAGGAUGAGCAUAGAAAGUGGGAAGGCAGCAACAAAAUAUGGAUAAAUGCCUGUAUAGCUGUUACUUCCAUGCAUAUUAUAUCUGGAAAUAUCAGAGAAAUAUAUUAAAAAUCCAACAGUCGUCAGUCUGUAAGGGGGUCUUGAUCGAUCAGGCAUGGUUCUUGCAGUUUAAUAGGAAUCAUUCUGUGAGGAAUGGGAAGGUGGAGCACUCUUGAGUAGAUUAGCAUAUUCUUGUUUACUCAUCCUCGGAGGGGGCUUUUCUUUCAUUUUGUAAGGGAGGAAAGCGGAGGGGGAUAGAAGAGAGUUUCGGCUUAAGGCUUCUGUUUUAAAGAAAAAAUACAUUUGACUAGAGCAUCUUUUAUGGAGAAGAGUGAAUAUUAAACGUAAAAUGUCUUGUUUUUUACGUAUUAUCCCUGAACACUUUUUUAAUGGAAGGAAAUAGAAGGAGACUGAGGAGAUCGCUGUACUGAGAAGUGACCAGAAGAGCACGAGGGAUACGUCGCUUGUAAUUUUAACAUUUCAGGGAGUAAAAAGUUAACUGUCCAGGAGGAGAGAGCACAAACCUGGCUGAUCGGGAGAGUAUAGUUGUGAACAGGGGGACUGUUGGAGAUGCUUCUGUGGAGUUUGUUGUUGCCUUUUGGGCUCUUCUAUACAGCCUUGGCAAGUGCCUCUCAGUGUGGAGUGGACGAGCACUCACAUCGGGCUCGGAGGAGCGUGCGAAAUCCACACAACUCUCGUACUGUUACAGGGGGCUCCUGCGCUACAAGCCUUACACGGGGUAGGCAAUCUCUCGGUAGCUUAGAACACCUGAGGGUACACAAGAGAAGAAAGCAAAGGGACGCAAAUGAGGGUGUUGGUUCUCUGGCCUCCGGCACGGCGCUGUAUUUCACAGGGAAUGGAGACCAGCUGCGCCUCAAGGCGGGUAUCGAGUUGCCAAGGGAUAUGUUCACCCUACAGGUUUGGCUGAGAGCCGAGGGAGGGCAGCGGUCUCCAGCAGUUAUAACAGGACUUUAUGACAAAUGUUCCUACACCUCUCACGACCGUGGAUGGGUUCUUGGAAUAAAGGCAUUGAGUGAGCAGAGUACAAGAGAUCCACGUUAUUUCUUCUCUUUGAAGACCGAUCGUGCAAGAAAAGUUACUACCAUCACUGCUCAUCACAACUACCUCCCUAAUGUAUGGGUACAUCUUGCUGUCACAUAUAAUGGUCAUAUGAUCAAAUUUUAUGUUAAUGGGGCUCAAGUAGCUAUAAGUGGUGAGCAAGUUGGCCCUAUCUUCAGCCCUCUGACACAAAAAUGUAAAGUUCUUAUGAUUGGGGGUAAUGCUUUAAAUCAUAAUUUCAGGGGCUACCUGGAACAGUUAAGCCUCUGGAAAACAGUACGAACACAGGAAGAAAUAAUGAGUGAUAUGGACCAAGAACCACAUGGACAGAGCACCUUUCUACCUCAACUUGUUCUUCAGGAUAGCUUUGAAAAUGUGAAAUACAAUUGGUCUCCCAUAAAAGAUGGAAAAUUUCCUCAUACAGAAAAUAUAUAUCAACAUGGUUUGCUGCUGGAUACAAUGUUAGAGCCACCCCCAUGUGGGGAAACUCUUUGUGACAAUUUGGAUGUGAUCACUAGUUAUAACAAACUUGGAAGAUUUCGCCAACCGAGAGUUGUACAAUAUAGAGUGAUCAAUGUAUACGAUGACAACCAUGAGAACCCAACAGUCACAAAAGAUCAGAUUGAGCUCCAACAUCAAAAACUAAAUGAGGCAUUUAGCCAAUACAACAUCACAUGGGAUUUACAUGUGCUUGAAAGGAAUGAUUCUUUCCUUCGUAAUCGCCUUAUCCUUACAAAUUGUGAAAUUAGCAAGAUUGGUGAUGUAAAUUGUGACCCAAAGUGUAAUCAUGUUCUCACUGGGUAUGACGGUGGUGACUGCCGCCGUCCCGGUGCUAGUGGUCUGUCAAAGAAGAAGCAAAAUGGUGUGUGCGAUAUGGAUAGCAAUAGUGAAACAUUCCAUUACGAUGGUGGUGACUGCUGUAACCCAAAUAUCACAGAUGUCGCAAAGACAUGCUUUGAUCCGGAGUCUCCUCACAGGGCUUACUUGGAUGUGAAUGAAAUGAAGAACCGUCUUAAUUUGACUGGAUCAACACAGCUCAACAUAUUUUUUGCAAAUUCAUCUGAAGAAGAACUGGCUGGAGUGGCAACUUGGCCAUGGGACAAGAUGGCUCUAACUCAUCUUGGUGGUAUUGUUAUGAAUCCAUCAUUUUAUGGCAUCCCUGGGCACACACAUACAGUGAUCCAUGAGAUUGGUCAUAGCUUGGGGCUGUACCAUGUCUUCCGUGGCAUAUCAGAAAUCCAGUCCUGCAGUGACCCCUGCAUGGAGACAGAGCCUUCUUUUGAGACUGGUGAUCUCUGUCAAGAUACAAACCCAGCACCCAAACACAAGACAUGUGGAGAUCCUGGUCCUGGAAAUGACACAUGUGGUUUCCAAAGAUUUAUUAAUACACCCUUUAAUAACUAUAUGAGCUAUGCAGAUGAUGACUGCACAACCUCCUUCACACUCAAUCAAGUUGCCAGAAUGCACUGCUACCUGGACCUUGUGUAUCAGAGCUGGCAGGUCACUUCCAAACCUUUACCAGUGGCCAUUGCUCCUCAAGUUGUAGAACACACUUUUACUUCAGUCACCAUGGAAUGGUUUCCACCUAUUGAUGGACAGUUUUAUGACAGAGAAGAGGGGAAGGCCUGUCAUCUAUGUACAGACAGAAGUGUUUUGGUGCAGUAUGCUUCCAACGCAUCUUCACCUGUGCCAUGCAACCCUUCUGGUCACUGGAGCCCCAGGGAAGCUGAAGGUCAUCCUGAUGUGGAACAACCAUGUGAAACAAGUGUACGCACUUGGAGUCCCAAUUCAGGAGCAAAUCAGUACACUGUGCCUCCUACAUGUCCUGAACCAUAUGGAUGUUACUUGCAGCUUGAGUUCACAUACUCUGUGAUCCCACAGUCCCUCACUAUCUGGGUGACAUAUGUGAACACAGAGUGGGACACAAGUAGAGCUGUAGUAGACGUCAAACUUUUAAUGGUCAGCGGAAAAGAAUUCUCCCUAGGUCCUCAGAACAUAUUCUGUGAUGUUCCAUUGACCAUCAAGCUGGACAGCGUUAUAGACAUGGAAGAGGUGUUUGCCAUCCAGAUCUAUACAAAGGACAAUCAGAUGGAGAUAGAUGCAGCCAUGGUCGCAUCAUUGCCAAACAACCCAUUGUGUGUAGAGUGCAAGUCCAUCCAAUACAAGGUGCUUCGAGAUCCACCUGUAGAAGAUCAUUAUAUUCCCCUGAUAUCAAGCCUUCACAGAAGAUAUACAGACCUGAAUGUGAAACCUGGCAGUAUAUACAAGUACCAGGUGGUGACGCUGUCCAGAAGUGGAGAGAGCGUACCAUCUCCAGAGCUGAUCUAUGUUCAUGGUGGUGGCUACUGUGGCGAUGGAACGAUUCAAAAGGAGCUUGGGGAAGAAUGUGAUGACAAGAACAAGAUGAAUGGUGAUGGAUGCUCACUCUUUUGCAGACAAGAGAUGUCAUUCCACUGCCUGGGUGAACCAAGCAGGUGCUAUUUUCAUGAUGGUGAUGGGGUCUGUGAGGAGUUUGAAAGGAUGACAAGUAUAAAAGACUGUGGAGUAUAUACUCCAACAGGUUUUUUUGAUCAGUGGGCUUCAAAUGUGUCUGUUUCACAUCAUAGUGAACAACAUUGUCCCAGUUGGGUUGUGAUUGGACAACCAGCUGCAACACAGGUAUGCCAUACAAAAGUGAUAGAGAUCAGUGAACAAAUAGCCCAGCAUGCUUGGUAUCCCUGUACAGUCAGAUCCCACGUCAAGAACUUUUGGUUAAGGGCCUACUUUGCCCAACCUGUUGUUGCUACUGCAGUGAUUAUCUACCUUUUGACAGAUGGGACAUAUUACAAUGACCACAAGCCAGGGACGAUCUUUGUGCAAUUAAUUGAUGUCAAAGAACAAAUGCACGACUUGGGUGUUCAUAUUCUUAGCUGCAGGAACAACCCUCUGGUGAUUUCUGUGAUGCAUGACCUCAGUCAACCAUUUUACUAUAGCCGGGCAGUUCUCAUUAGCUUUACUUCGCAGUGGGUGGCCAUCUCUGGGGUGGCUCUGCGCUCUUUCCAUGAUUUUGAUCCUAUAACCAUCGGCAGCUGUCAAAGAGGAGAGAUCUAUAGUGCAGAUAAGCAAAGCUGUGUCCAUUAUACAUGCAACCCUGCUGAAUGCCAGAAACUGGAGAUUGAAAACGCUGAGAUGAAUUGCACAAAUGGGCACUAUGAUGGGGCCCAGUGUAAGGUGACUUGCCACACAGGGUACAUAUUUCAAAUACAUAGAGAUGAUGAUCUUAUGAAAUCCCAGUUUGAUUCCCAUAUAAAUAUAACUUGCAGAAAUGGCAAGUGGAACAAGCAGGUGACCUGUGAACCUGUGGACUGUGGCUUCCCUGAUAAGAAUCAUAUUUACCCUGCAUCUUUCUACUGCCCCAAAGGAACCACUUAUGGAAAACAGUGCUCGUUUCAGUGUCGACCCCCUGCACAGCUCAGAGGAACCAAUAAUAUGUUGAACUGUUUAGAAGAUGGACUGUGGUCUUUUCCUGAAGCCUUCUGUGAGCUCAUGUGUUUGACUCCUCCUCCAUUGCCUGACGCUGUCCUGCAGACCAAACGCUGUCAAUCAGGAGGCCAUAAAGUGGGGUCUUAUUGCAAAUAUAAAUGCAAGCCAGGUUAUCAUGUUGCCGAUCCAUCCAAGAAGACAAAAAAGAAAGCCUUCAAGAUUCAGUGCACAGAGGAUGGAAGUUGGCAACGUGGCGAAUGUGUUCCCAUAAUGUGUGAGCCCCCUCAUCCCAAGUUCCAUGGGCUCUAUCAGUGCACCAAUGAGUUCAAGUACAAUAGUGUAUGUAAAAUGAUAUGUGAAGAGAGCAAUAACCAAUCGAAUUCGGAGAAUAUUAUUCAUUGCCGAAAAGAUGGCAGUUGGAGUGGCAGUUUCCAUCUCUGCAAGACCAUGCAAGGUCACUGUGCACCUCCACGCCCAGUGAAUGACACCUUAAAGUUUUACUGUUCAGACGAAUAUGGAAUAGGAACUGAAUGUGCUCCAGUGUGUCUCUAUCACAAUAUGGAGGACAGCAAGAUGGAGGCAGUGGUACUACCAUUUAACUCUACAGAAAAAUCUCUGCAGCAUUGGAUGAACCCAGUCAGAGUCAAGAAAAUUGUCUGCACAGCUGGACUCCAGUGGUAUCCUCCGCCAGAAACCCUUCACUGUAUAAAAGGUUGUGAGCCAUUCUUUGGAGACAAUUAUUGUGAUGGUGUGAACAACCGAGCUUUCUGCAAUUAUGACGGAGGGGAUUGCUGUGUUUCGACUGUUAAGACCAAAAGGGUAACUCCUUUCCCAGCAAAUUGUGACCUGCAAGGGGAGUGUGCAUGUCUGGACCCUAGUGCCAAAGAGAAUAUUCAAAAAAGCACACACCCACUCACCCUUAUAUAAAAAAAACAUGCAAACUUUGACACAACUAUUAACCAAAGGCAAACUGGAAUAGACAUAUUCCUUCAGGGUGUUUUUUUUAUACAUAUGCUGCUGAACUGGAUAACACUUCUGCACCACUGAUUCUAGGCAUGAUAUGGUCUGCCACUUUGUCAGUCAAGGAUCAACUUAAGAAUAAUCUAUACUGAAUAAAUUGAUGGAAAAAGUUGAUAGUGGCUGCUUAGUUUGACCAGAUGAAAGCAAAAGAACAAGCCAUAGACCCAUAUAAAGUAUACAUAUACAACUAGGCUGGAUACUUCAGUCCCUUUCUUCCGUCAUGGAUGCUCACAACUUAUUCCAGAAAGAACCAAGAGUGAUGCCUACUUCAAAAGUUGGACAUAACACCAGACCUAAUGAAACCACCUGGAAGCAUGUUUUUCAUUGCAGUGAUGCUGUAACAAUGAAAUUACAACAACCUUGAGUGUUGAUAUGUCCAUUGUGUAGUCCCUAUUUCAGCUGAAAAAAGUUUUCUGUGACAAUAACAUAUGUGUAUUCCAGUUUAAAUAUGUCAAAAUAUUUAAUCAAAACCUAAACAAAGUUGUUUGAGCAUAGUUGUUGCUGCUAUUCCUGCUGCUAUGCUCCACACAGGCAUCUUCCUAACUGUCAGGGUAGGGUGAAAUCAACCCAAACAGCCAGUUUGCCUUAAUGCCAGUCUUUAGCUUACCAUUACCACCUUGGACAUAGCUAUAUAUCAUGCAGUUUUCCUGUCUGGCAUAUAGUGUGGAGAGAAUUUCUUUUAACGUGUGUGUUCACAGACCAAAAUGGCCAAUAUUAUAAAGAGCCCCUUUCAUGUAGCAAGUUGCAUAAUAUAUAUUGUAAGCAGGGUCGAUAAUAUUUAUUUUAUCAGUAUUGUAUUCAGGGUUUGGAACACUCUCAAGUCAUCAAGGUUUGAGGGAUUCAUCAUGCUCCCAUAAAAGCACUGACAUUUUCUUUAUUCUUUCAUCAUUAUGUGAGGUCACUGUUAUUUUAUUUUUUAACCAAGGAAACUGUUAUGCAGGCUUUUUCUUUGGUGUUAUUACUUCCACUUGUGUGGUCACAGCCUGCUAGUUACUUUUGUGUUAUUUGGACCAUUUCAAUGUUAGCGAAACAAAAUAAUUUUAAAUCUAAAUAAAAGUGAAUAUUAAAUCUCAAGUGGGCCUAUGUAAUGGGUAAAGCUAUGAUGUAUUUACAGAACCGGUGAGUAGUUUUACUUUAGCUUUAUACUCUACAUUUUAACUAUCCAAAAAACAGUUCAGAUAUAAAGCAUGAGAUCUGCAAGUGAGAGAGUGUAAAGGCAGCUCCUUUACUCCAGGAGCUUUGUUAGAGUGUUUUCAGGGCAGGUAUUUUUUAGGAGCGUGAAUGCUGUUCAAACAUAGUUGGAGUUAGAACAGAACAUUUUCGUUACUCAUUUUAGCACUAGAACUUUUUUACAUCACACUAUAUCAUUGUGUUACUGCAAUAUCUUUAAUUUGUGUUUUGUACGUAAUCAAAACAUUAUAAUUUCAACCAGUAUUCUACUAAGCUCCAGUUACUGCACUCAUAAUAUCAGUACAGCUGUGUACAAUGAACCUCAAAAAAGCUGCUAAUUGCUUAUCUGGGUGUAGUCAAUACCUGACUCGAACAAUGACAUAUUUACAAAAAGUUUAUUAAUUUUCAGGUUUUUUUAAGUA